Molecule: messenger RNA, 328 nt
Organism: Callithrix jacchus (white-tufted-ear marmoset)
Lineage: Eukaryota; Metazoa; Chordata; Mammalia; Primates; Cebidae
Product: nuclear pore complex-interacting protein family member A5-like
Source: RefSeq, a predicted model, not a curated record
AUGUCUUUCCUCAAGUCUGUCUUAAAGUCACGAAAUGUAAAUGAUGGAUUCAUGGAUUCACAGCUAAAAGCUUGGAGGUCCAGCAGCUGUAGCCAAGCAAGAACUAAAAUUGACCUGGAAGACCUCUUUAUUUCAUGGAGAUCUACGGAAGCCAAAGUGCAUCCUGAAGUCCAGAAGGUGACGACGAAGGUCGACAGUCAUUACGAAAUCUGUGGACAAAGAAAGACUACUGAGGAAGAGUAAGAUGGUCACUGACACAAAUACUGCUGUAUGAACCAUGUACCAACCAAAGGAGACAACCGUAAUGUCCUUGAGAAUAUUUUCUGCA